AAAAUAAGAAGGUUCGGCAUAAGUUUUCAGGUGAAGUAUCCAAUUGACCUCUGAGCUAGGUCUUCCUUUCUUGUUUGUACUCUGAAGCGCAGUUGCGGAGAUUUGCAAGCUUUAUUGCAUUCUUAGGCGAUAAGAUGCGGAGGUACAGCCCAGCAUACUAUAGUCCUCCUAGGAGAGCAUACGGUGGUGGAGGGAGAAGCCCUCCCAGGAGGGGCUAUGGUGGAGGCAGACGCAGGGAACAAAAUCAUGGGAGCCUUUUGGUUCGGAACAUUCCUCUCGAUUGCCGACCAGAGGAACUUCGAGUUCCAUUUGAGCGAUUUGGACCUGUCCGGGAUGUUUACCUACCAAAGGACUAUUAUACUGGAGAACCUCGUGGAUUUGCAUUUGUGCAAUUUGUGGAUCCUUAUGAUGCUUCAGAGGCACAAUAUCAUAUGAAUGGACAGAUUUUUGCUGGAAGGGAAAUAUCUGUAGUUGUUGCUGCAGAGUCAAGGAAAAGGCCAGAAGAGAUGCGUCAGAAGUCAAGGAUGAGAGGACCAGUAGGCUAUGGGGGGAGAAGGUCGGCUUAUUAUGGACGAUCCCGAUCUCGUUCAGUUUCAAGAUCACGCUCCCCACAUUAUCGCUCUGGUUCUAGAAGUAGAUACCAUUCAAGGUCAUAUUCUCCUGCUCCAAGAAGGCGAGGUGACUAUUCUGUUUCCCCUAAACCACGUGAUGCGCACCCUAGAUCACCACGAGGUCCUUCUGUGGAGCGAGAUGGUGAUCAGAAGCGCAGGUCAUACUCUCCAGGUUAUGGCAAUGGUCCAGAUUAUGAUACUGUCAAUGGAUAUGAGAAAUCUGUGUAUAACUCUGAGGCUGCACGAGACCAGUGGGGGCAAUCACCACGCAGAGCAUCAAGAUCACCCAUUGGGUCAAGAUCAAGGUCUGCUGAUUUGUCUCCCAGACAUGGCAGAUGAGGUAAAAUGAUUUAAUAGCAAGAUUUUCUGGGCCAGACGAUUGGUUCUCCAUGAGGGCUGACAUUAUUUUGAUAGUUUCCAUGGUGCACGUCGCAGAGGGUGUGGCAACAUGAUGCUGGGCUUCUGUACAAUUCCAUGAAUAUGUGAACCUAUACAAACACCUGUAUCUUGGCUUAAAUUUCAAGUAAUGUCACCUUAAGACUUAGAAAUUGAUUUCUACUGAGCGUGCCGAACUUAAUAGAACUACAAAAUCUACAUCAAGUUGAUUUUCGGUUAAUUGUGAAGGUUCAAAUCAAAAUUUCAGCCAAUCAAGGGCCUGUUAUGAAGUGGUAUGGAAUAGGUAGCAUUAAGAAUUUGUUUGGACGUGUUGAACUUGGUAUGACUGUAAAAGUCUUGACUUAUUUCCUGAUUUUUGACUGAUUAUGAAGCUUCAAUUCAAAA
Molecule: messenger RNA, 1391 nt
Organism: Prosopis cineraria
Lineage: Eukaryota; Viridiplantae; Streptophyta; Magnoliopsida; Fabales; Fabaceae
Product: serine/arginine-rich SC35-like splicing factor SCL30
Exons: 8
Coding region: 135-950 (271 amino acids)
Biological process (GO): mRNA splicing, via spliceosome
Cellular component (GO): cytoplasm; nuclear speck
Molecular function (GO): RNA binding
Source: RefSeq, a predicted model, not a curated record